Fusarium oxysporum Fo47 is the source of this 996-nucleotide messenger RNA. RefSeq names its product mitochondrial 54S ribosomal protein uL6m. The coding region runs from base 61 to 852 and encodes 263 amino acids. Gene Ontology annotation, molecular function: rRNA binding; structural constituent of ribosome. Gene Ontology annotation, biological process: translation. The transcript is spliced from 3 exons. The record is from RefSeq and is a predicted model, not a curated record. NCBI's taxonomy places the organism in Eukaryota, Fungi, Ascomycota, Sordariomycetes, Hypocreales, Nectriaceae. Gene Ontology annotation, cellular component: ribosome; mitochondrial large ribosomal subunit.
UGUCAACCUCGUUCGACGAGCCAAUACUGCUGCACGCCCACGGCAGCCAUCUCGACACCAAUGGCCGCCAUGUUUACUCCCAGCCGGGGGAGGGCAAUUGGACGAGCCAUUGCGGCCUCGUCGUCUGGCCCUGUCACCCUCCCUAGCUUCCUGGUGCCAGCAUGGCAAGCGACAGCACCCAAGAUCGCAUCUUCCCGAGCCGCCAUUGCCCUCUUCUCCACGACCUCGAAGCGACCAUCCAAGCUGGGAAGAACCCCUCUAUCGAUCCCUCCUGGCGUAGAGCUAUCUGUUGGCGAGCCGGUUGCGAGCAGGGACUUGACAUCAUACAAGAAGGUGUACAAGAAAACCAUCACUGUAAAGGGACCUUUAGGAGAGCUUGACCUGGAAGUUCCGGAAUAUGUGCAGGUGACGCAAGAUCCUGAAGCCAAGGUGGUGUCGUUGAAUGUCCAGGACACUGACGCCAAGGACCAAAAAGCCAUGUGGGGAACAACAUGGUCUUACCUAAGGAACUAUAUAAUGGGUGUCUCGGAAGGGCACACGGCCAUUCUCCGUCUCGUCGGUGUCGGUUAUAGAGCGAGUGUCGAAGAGCGAGGUGCUAAAGAAGAAUUUCCUGGGCAGCGCUUCCUGUGCCUCAAGCUCGGGUUUACUCAUCCUGUCGAGGAGGGCAUCCCUCGCGGCGUGACCGUGACAACUCCUGCGCCUACACGUAUCCUGAUUGAGGGAAUUGACCGCGAGACCAUCAUGUCGUUUGCUGGACGAGUUCGCAUGUGGCGUCCUCCGGAGCCUUACAAGGGCAAGGGCGUGUUUAUUAACGACCAGACGAUCAAGCUGAAGCAGAAGAAGAUCAAAUAGAGAGGUGGUAUGUGGGAAUUUAUACUGGCCAGCUUGGUGGCUUGGCCUAUUGGACGCAGCUGGCGUGUGUAUUCUAGCAUCAUGUACAGAUUUGUGUGUACUAUUUGACGAGGCAUAUACAAAACUACACUUUCUGCUUUGAAA